This is a messenger RNA of Vicia faba (fava bean), 306 nucleotides long. NCBI's taxonomy places the organism in Eukaryota, Viridiplantae, Streptophyta, Magnoliopsida, Fabales, Fabaceae. The record is from the annotation of a GenBank genome assembly.
ACCUUAGAGUUCAUGCUUCAAAUUCAAGAUUGUAACAUAAACUGUUAUUAUACAACUAUACUGAAGUUGUUGAAGAUACGUCUUUACAAGCCUCUAACUCUGAUGCCGCUAAUCCUACAACCGCGAUUCCUGAAGCCAGUGUUCCUUCAUUGUCUGAACCUACUCCAACUGACAACAAGUAUCAUGAAGAAAUUCCAGGCUGGUCUCUUUCUGAGGUGGACAAGAUGGCCAUUGAUACAAUGCAGCUUGCACAAUGAAUGGACGAGGAUGAUGAAGAUUACGACGAGGAGGAUGAGUGAAUUGUAG